Mesorhabditis spiculigera is the source of this 2361-nucleotide messenger RNA. The record is from the annotation of a GenBank genome assembly. NCBI's taxonomy places the organism in Eukaryota, Metazoa, Nematoda, Chromadorea, Rhabditida, Rhabditidae.
AUGGCCGCCACGCCGGACCUGACCCUCCUUGGGCUCUCGGAGCAAAAGGUGAAAGAUACCUUGAAAAAUGCCGCGUUGACGAAGCUUCUCGUCGACGUCAUUUCGGCAACAAAAACGCAUCUGAAAGCGACGAAUGUGCCCGAAGCAUCGUUUAGCAAGCAACAGGGAACGUUGCUGUACCACGUUGGCACUCGGAUCAAGAAUCAGUGCCUGCAGCACAUUCCGUUGAUCGUCGAGUACAUCGCCAAUGGUGGUUGGAAGAGUGAGCAGCAGGUCGUCGCUGGAUUGGAAUAUCUACUCGCCAAUACAGUGUCCGGAAUCGACCGAAAAGCGUUGGAAGCUGCUUCCGGAGUGGGCGUCGUCGUGACCGUCGACGAGAUCGAGGACGCGAUCACCGAGCUCAUCAACAAAUACAAGGCGCAAAUUGUCUCCGAGCGUUACGGAUUUGCGGUCGGGAAGCUGCUGGGCGAGAUCCGCAGCUCGUUACCAUGGGCCGAUGGAGCAUACGUGAAGAAGGAGUGCGAUUUGCGGCUAUUGGAAGUGCUCGGCCCGAAAACGGAGGAGGAUUUGGCCCCGAAGAAAAAGACAAAGAAGGAAGAAAAACCGAAGGAAGCCAAACCGACCGCAGCAAAGAGUGGCCAACCCAAAGAAGCCAAGGAAGAUGAACUGGCGACUGAUGGAGCGUCGACCAUCGAGGAACUGAUGCGAACAAGGGCCAAUUUCCACAAGCCAGGAGAGAACUUCACCCAGGACGGCUACGUGGUGACGCCCAAGACGAAGGACAUUUUGAAACAGCAUCUAAAGGAGACUGGCGGAAAGGUUGUCACCCGAUUCCCUCCUGAGCCGAACGGCAUCCUGCACAUUGGCCAUGCCAAGGCGAUCAACAUUAACUUCGGUUAUGCAAAGGCUCACAAUGGGAUUUGCAAUCUACGCUUCGACGACACAAACCCGGAAAAAGAGGAAGAGAAGUUCUUUGUCGCCAUCGAAGAUAUCGUCGGAUGGCUAGGCUACAAACCUGCACGCGUCACCCACUCCUCGGAUAACUUUGAUCAGCUAUACGAGUGGGCCAUCGUUUUGAUCAAGAAGGGUCUGGCAUACGUCUGUCAUCAGCAGGUCGAAGAGAUGCGCGGACAUGACGUCAAGUUUUCGCCGUGGAGAGAUCGCCCCGUUGAGGAGAGUCUGCAGCUUUUUGAGGACAUGAAGAACGGGAAACUUGACGAGGGCGAGGCGACGCUGAGACUGAAGACCGUCCUUGAGGAGGGGAAGGUCGACCCGGUCGCGUAUAGGAUCAAAUACUGCGAGCACCACCGCACGAAGGGGAAAUGGUGCAUCUAUCCCACGUACGACUACACGCAUUGCCUCUGCGACUCCAUCGAAAACAUCACCCAUUCGCUGUGCACCAAGGAGUUCCAGAGCCGACGCUCCUCUUACUACUGGCUGUGCAACGCGUUGGAUAUCUACUGCCCGGUUCAGUGGGAAUAUGGCCGAUUGAACGUCAACUACACGGUUGUGUCGAAGCGCAAAAUCCUGAAGCUGAUCGAGACGAAGACUGUCAACGACUGGGACGAUCCGCGGCUUUUCACGUUGACGGCCUUGCGACGUCGUGGAAUCCCGGCCGAGGCUAUCAACGCGUUCGUCGCAAAACUCGGUCUGACGAUGUCACAAAUGGUCAUCGAUCCCCAUUUCUUGGACGCCACCGUCCGCGACUACCUGAACAUCCAUGCACCAAGGACAAUGGCCGUGAUGGAGGGGCUUCGAGUGACGAUCCGCAACUUUGAAGACCUGAAGCUCGGCUCCAGCCUGCAGAUCCCCGAUUUCCCCGCCGACCCACAAUGCAGCAAGACUCAUCAGGUGGCCGUCGACAAAGUGGUGUACAUCGAGGAGUCGGACUACCGCUCGGACAGCAAAGACAAGUCGUUCUACCGUCUCACCCGCGAUCGUCCCGUCGGCUUGAAGCAUCUGGGUGUUGUGCUGUUUGUUGAAGAAGAGAAGAAGACGGGCGACCGCGUGACCGAACUGGUCGUGCGCGCCGAAAAGCUGAGCGAGUCGAACAAGCCCAAGGCGUUCAUCCACUGGGUCUGCAAGCCAGUGUCCGUCGAGUGCCGACUCUAUGAGAGACUCUUCCGCCACAAAAACCCGGAGGAUCCAGCUGAAGUACCUGGCGGCUUCCUCUCGGACUGCAAUACGAAUUCGAUCACCGUGCUGCACAACGUGCUGGUCGACAACUACAUCGCCAAGUCCAAGGUCUACGAUCGGUUCCAGUUCGAGCGCAUCGGCUACUUCUCCGUCGAUCCUGAUGCCACCCCGGCAAAGCUCGUCUUCAACCGCACCGUGCUGCUGAAGGAGGACGCGGGCAAGCAG